AUGUUGUCGACGAGGUGGAGGACGAAGGAGGCGAACGCGCGCGCCGCGACGAGUUAUGAGCAGGCGGGCGCAAAAAACCGAACGCGACGCGCAGCCGCCGUCCGUCGGUCGGUCGAUCGUCCGUCGUCGGCCGCAGUGUGUCGCCGUCGCGGCGUCGCACCGUCGCGGACGGCGUUCGGGCCGCGGGUCUGUCGUCCUGUACGUGCCGGGGACGUGGGAGUUCGCGUGCGCCCGACGGAGAGUAGGCGACGACCCGCCAGAGACGCAGGCGGCAACGCCGUUCGUUCGUUUUUUGUGCGAUCAAUGCGCUGGGUGGACGGACAGAGGGACGGACGGCUGGCCCUCGUCGAGACUGACCAACCGACCGGGUGCACCCAUCCACUCGGCCGGCCAUCAUGUCCAGCUCUCCUCAACAUACCGGGACAUACCGGUAACCCGCGGCGAGUGUACCAUCUACCCAUGCUCCACCCAAGUUCACACGAAAAAGCAAAUGACGUUUGUGUGAACUGA
Molecule: messenger RNA, 510 nt
Organism: Angiostrongylus costaricensis
Lineage: Eukaryota; Metazoa; Nematoda; Chromadorea; Rhabditida; Metastrongylidae
Source: the annotation of a GenBank genome assembly